Messenger RNA from Gamsiella multidivaricata, 1282 nucleotides. RefSeq names its product Poly(A)+ RNA export protein. Gene Ontology annotation, cellular component: nuclear pore. Bases 140 to 1153 code for a protein of 337 amino acids. Gene Ontology annotation, biological process: transcription-dependent tethering of RNA polymerase II gene DNA at nuclear periphery; RNA export from nucleus. Gene Ontology annotation, molecular function: RNA binding; ubiquitin binding. The record is from RefSeq and is a predicted model, not a curated record. The transcript has 5 exons. NCBI's taxonomy places the organism in Eukaryota, Fungi, Mortierellomycota, Mortierellomycetes, Mortierellales, Mortierellaceae.
CUUUCUCCAACUUCGUCCUCAUUCCUCAAUCACCAACGACACAUCAACAGGACAAGACUCUUAGAGGGACCAGACAGCAUUCAGGAAGUCCAUAUCAAAAUCACAGCACCAGACUGACGUUCCCUUCGCGACAUUCACCAUGAUCAAGGCGCCGACCCAGGAUAUGGAGGUCCAGCACCCUCCAGCCGAUGGUAUCUCCGAAAUCCAGUUCUCGCCGCAGGCAGACUUUCUGGCAGCAUCUUCCUGGGACAACAAUGUCCGCAUCUAUGAGAUUCAGUCCAACGGAGGCAGUAUUGCCAAAGCAAUGUACUCGCACGGCGCACCGGCUUUGUGCUGUGCAUGGAGUAAGGAUGGAACAAAACUUGCAUCAGGUGGCGCAGACAAGGUCGGCAAACUCUUUGAUAUAUCCACAGGACAAUCAACACAAGUCGCACAACAUGACGCCCCGAUCCGUGAGAUCCGUUGGGUCGACGGUCCGAACCCGAUCCUCGCAACGGGCAGUUGGGACAAGACCAUCAAAUACUGGGAUACUCGCCAACCAACACCAAUCUCGACUGUCACUCUCCCUGAAAGGCUGUAUACAAUGGACAGCGUCUUCCCUCUCUUGGUCGCCGGAACUGCAGAUCGUCAUGUCAUUGUAUACAAUCUCAACAAUCCCAGUACGCCAUUUAAAACCAUGACGAGUCCGCUGAAAUGGCAAACAAGGACGAUCUCUUGCUUUGGAGAUGGUACGGGAUAUGGCAUAGGAAGUAUUGAAGGACGCGUUGCCAUUCAGUAUGUCGAAGACAAGGACGCUUCAAAGAAUUUCUCGUUCAAGUGUCAUCGUGAAGGUGGCCAGACUAUGCGGGACAAGGCGGAUGUGUACGCCGUCAAUGCUAUUAACUGGCACCCGAUCCAUGGCACGUUCUCGACCGCUGGCGCAGAUGGUGGGUUCAACUUCUGGGAUAAGGAUUCAAGACAGAAGCUGAAGUCGUUUCCGAAGGUUGGGUGCCCAAUCUCAUCGACCUGCUUCAAUCGCAAUGGAUCAAUUUUUGCUUACGCCAUCAGCUAUGACUGGAGCAAGGGGCAUGGCGGAGUGGAUCAACAGAGUCAGAAUAAGAUUAUGCUGCAUCCUGUGAUAGACGAGGAGGCCAAGCCAAGGAAGCGCACAUAAUCCCGUGUCCCUGCUGCCCUCUCUUUACUUGAAGAAUUCGAUUCUUCAACUUGCACAUAACAACCCCCACUCUUGCAAUCUUGGCAUAGUAUCGCAUAAUAAAAUCCAUCUCCUUUGGCAGCCUUCCAC